UCUCGCGAGAGGGACGGCGCGGGCCGAGGGACAAACCGCCGUGGCGCGCGGCUCGUUGCUGCGCGACGCCGAAGCGACCGUUGGAGGGUGCCGCGCGCAUGGCCAAGUUAGUGCUGGCAGGUAAGGCAAACUGCCCUUACUAUGCCAAAGCUGAACUCCUGGCUGACUAUCUCCAGGCUAACUUGCCAGACUUCAGAGUUCACAAGAUCACUCAGCACCCUGACAAAUGGGAGCAGUGGCUUCAUGACAUUUGUGAAAUGAAUGGAUGGGAACACAGACGAUCUCCUAUCAUUUGGAGAGAACUGUUGGACCGUGGAGGGAAGGGUCUGCUUCUGGGAGGAAUUAAUGAUUUUCUGGACUAUGCUCAGUACUAUUAUGGCAUCACCUCGGUGAUGUUGAGUGAGGAAAUGUUAGACGUUGCUGAGGAGAACCUGCAGGCGCAUGUUGAAAUUGAAAAAGAGGAGGAAGAGAUUAAAAGUCUUAUCAAGCCUUUGCAGAUCUGGAUCACCAGUGCAUCAGCUCCAAUCUGUUAUCAGCUGAUCCCUCUGUUGGCAAAUGGAGAAGUGUUCGGAGCAACCACAGAAAUCAGUAUCCAUUUGCUUGACAAUGACCAGUUUAAGGAAGUUCUUUGUGGUAUUGUAAUGGAAGCUGAAGACAUGGCAUUCCCACUCCUCCACAGUAUUUCAGAGCACACUGAACUAGAAGAGGCUUUUAUUCAAGCUGAUAUUGUCAUUGUUCUUGAUGAUGUCCUCUUAAACCAUGAAGUCCAAUCCCUUGAGAACUACAUCAGAGAAGUGAGUGAGAUCUGUCAAGUGUAUGCUCCCCUGAUUGAGAAGAAUGCCAAGAGUGAGGUCAAAGUAAUUUCAUCAGGAAAAACCUUUGUAAACCUUAAGGCGAUGAUGAUUAUGACAUAUGGCCCAUCCAUUAAGCCUGAAAAUGUCAUUGCCGUUGCGACAUCCUGGGAAAGUGCAGCUAAAGCCAUGCUGGCCAGGAAGCUGAAUAUGAAUGCAGCAGGAGUUAAAGACGUGAUUGUUUGGGGCAAUAUUACUGGCUGUAACUACAUCGAUUUGUCGCAUGCAAAACUUUAUGGAUAUGACUGUGCUAUUUGGGGCCCAGCUAAUUUUCCACAUCCUUUGUUGAAUAUGAUUUAUGAUAGCGAAUGGAUCCAUUCAGAAUUUCUGUCUGCACAGAGUUCACUGAGUUCCCGGGUCUAUCAUUGUAUAGGAAUGUUACCUGCUCAUGCAGUAGCCACUGUACUGAGAUACUGGUAUCAUGGCUCUCCUCCUGGGGAAAUCGUUUCUGUGGGAAUACUUACUAAAGGUCAAUUUUGCAUUCCUGAAGGAAUUGUCUUCUCUAUGCCAGUGAGGUUCCACAGUGGUAACUGGGAAGUCAUGACAGAAUUAGAAAUUAAUGAAACAACCCAAGAAGUUCUGGGACGCUUAGCCCAUGAGCUGAUUCAGGAAAAGCUCAUUGCACUAAAGGAAAUAAAAGAAAUACAUCUGAAUGGAGCUGAUAAAAAUCACUAGUAAAAAAUAUUUGCGUCAAGAGAUGGAAACCUUGCCUACUGGUUCACUUUAGCCAGAGUUGUCUGGAGAAGAAAAUGCUGAAAAUUCCCAUACUAAAACAAUGUUUCCAUUGCUCAAAAGAGCAAACUACAAAGAAAGGCUAAACAUUGCAAUAGCUUUUACUGUAUCUUCCUCAUCAAAAAACCUGGAAAUCUGUAGGCAGAAAAAUAUUUUAAAAACAGUGUGAAUAUAGCAUUCUUAAUCUAGGAUUUCAUUUACAUCCAACAACUUAUUUCUUCAGACCAAUAAACUGUUUCAAAAACAUUGAUUAAUGUAUAAAAAGUUCAUAUUAAGACCAUUUUGAGCAAGAUUGUCACACAUAGAGUAGCAGUUUUAUAACUCCAAGCUCCUGGUUCAGACAACUACAACACAGUAGUUGUGUAAGAAUGUAUAUGGCCAGGCAAAAUUGAUUUUUAACAGAAAAAAUUAACUACAUACAUCUCCUUAGUGACAAGAUCAUUUUUGUCUCUGUGUUUUUUAUUUAUUUCAUGAAUUUUAUAGGGACUACUCAUAUGUUUUAAGUCAAAUGUGCAAUUAAUUAAGUCCUUAUCUAACCAGGAUUGUUGAGGAACCACUUUCACUUGCAUGUCUUUGGCAUCUUAAAAGAUGGAGACUGUGUUAAAUGAAAUAUUAUUGUACUUGCUAAUUUUUUAUCCGA
Messenger RNA from Grus americana (Whooping crane), 2223 nucleotides. RefSeq names its product malate dehydrogenase 1B (gene MDH1B). The coding region runs from base 99 to 1526 and encodes 475 amino acids. Gene Ontology annotation, biological process: oxaloacetate metabolic process; tricarboxylic acid cycle; malate metabolic process. The transcript is spliced from 10 exons. Lineage: Eukaryota; Metazoa; Chordata; Aves; Gruiformes; Gruidae. The record is from RefSeq and is a predicted model, not a curated record. Gene Ontology annotation, molecular function: L-malate dehydrogenase (NAD+) activity.